AUGGACGUCCAUAAGCGAAGCCACCAUCCUACUAGGUCGGAGGACGUGAGCAACGAGAAGGAAAUCUUAGACGAGUCUACCACUUUUCAGCGAACCCGUCCGGCGUUUCAAGAGGAAAAUGAUGGAAUUCUUCCCACAAGCAUGCCAGGUGCGCCAGAAAGAAAAAGCAAUCAUUCGCUUCCAAAGAAAGAUCUCAAGGCUUUCAUCAUCCUUGUGAUAUUGUACACCCUUCAGGGCGUGCCCGUCGGAUUGGCAUUUGGCUCUGUUCCAUUCAUUUUGAAAUCCAAGCUCUCCUACGCCCAAGUGGGAGUCUUCUCCUUAGCAUCAUAUCCAUAUUCAUUAAAACUUCUAUGGUCUCCGAUUGUCGACGCCAUUUACAGUCGGAAAGUCGGUCGACGGAAAUCCUGGAUUAUUCCCGUGCAGCUUGUAUCGGGUGUCACCCUUCUUUAUUUGGGUUUUAUUAUAGACAAGUCGAUGGCCAAUCCGGCCCCAAACUUGAUAAAGAUCACAACAUGCUUCUUUUUGUUGGUGCUCUUCUGCGCCACUCAAGAUAUUGCUGUCGAUGGAUGGGCUCUCACUGUGUUAUCGCCAGAGAGUCUUUCCUUCGCGUCAACAGCCCAAACAGUGGGAAUGAACUGCGGCUAUUUCCUGAGCUUCACAGUUUUUCUUGCCUUGAGCUCACCGGAGUUCGCUAACAAAUACUUGAGACUGGAACCUCAAGAAGAUGGGUUAUUCGGACUUGGAGGCUACCUCACGUUUUGGGGCUGGAUGUACAUCUUGAUCACAGCUCUUCUUGUUUUUGUUCCAGAGGAUCCUCCCCAUUUAGCCAAGCACAAUCACGAGAAGCUCAACGCUGAACACUAUAAACAUGAAUCAGCACACAAUAGACCACUCGACAAGACAAAGCAGUACAUGCAAGAUUUGUUGCAUGUUUACAAUUCCAUGUAUCAAGUCUUGAGACUUCCCAACGUGCAAACGUUUGUUGUCAUUUUACUUUUUGCAAAACUUGGAUUCCAAGUUAAUGAAGCCGCUACCAACCUCAAACUCCUCGAGAAGGGCCUUUCCAAGGAAGAUCUCUCAAUUACGGUACUUAUCGACUUCCCUUUUGAAAUGAUCUUUGGCUAUUACUCUGGAAGGUGGUCCUCUGGAAAGAGUCCUUUACGUCCAUGGCUAUUUGGCUUUGCUGGUCGACUCUUUGCGGCUUUAUGCGCUCAUAUCAUCCUUCUUUUCUUCCCCAACUUACAUGGAGAAGCUGUUCCAUUCAGAUUGAUCAUCCUUUACUUGAUUGAUAGGCUCACAGUCGCUAGAUGCGAGAAUGUGGCUCGGCCCUAUGACUUAUUGUCCGAGGAGCAAAAGAGAGAAUGCACGCAAGCAGGUGGAUCUGUCGUUCUAAUCAGAGAUGGCUAUUUUUACACAAGCGCAAUCUGCAUUACUUUAGGAGUUAUCAUAUGGUUCUGGGUCAAGAGAAAGGCAAGAUACUUGCAGUCACUUCCCCAAAGUGCUUGGAGAGUGAACAAAAACAUGAUUGAGGUAAACGCCAACGAUAGGUUGGGAAAGAAGAUCAAAGUCAAAUGUCUUCCUGAAGACACUAUUGGUGACUUGAAAAAGAUACUUUCGAUGCAAUUGGGUACCACGCACGAGAAAAUUGUCUUGAAAAAGGGACAUCAGAUCUACAAAGAUCACAUCUCUUUGGACGACUACGAGAUCAACAACGGUUUCAACUUUGAGCUCUACUACGGUUAG
This is a messenger RNA of Candidozyma duobushaemuli, 1743 nucleotides long. RefSeq lists its product as uncharacterized. NCBI's taxonomy places the organism in Eukaryota, Fungi, Ascomycota, Pichiomycetes, Serinales, Metschnikowiaceae. The record is from RefSeq and is a predicted model, not a curated record. Gene Ontology annotation, cellular component: membrane. The coding region runs from base 1 to 1743 and encodes 580 amino acids. The transcript is spliced from 3 exons. Gene Ontology annotation, molecular function: acetyl-CoA transmembrane transporter activity.